This is a messenger RNA of Gloeophyllum trabeum ATCC 11539, 1243 nucleotides long. RefSeq names its product eukaryotic translation initiation factor 2 subunit alpha. Gene Ontology annotation, cellular component: eukaryotic translation initiation factor 2B complex; eukaryotic translation initiation factor 2 complex; multi-eIF complex. The coding region runs from base 75 to 1124 and encodes 349 amino acids. NCBI's taxonomy places the organism in Eukaryota, Fungi, Basidiomycota, Agaricomycetes, Gloeophyllales, Gloeophyllaceae. The transcript is spliced from 6 exons. The record is from RefSeq and is a predicted model, not a curated record. Gene Ontology annotation, molecular function: translation initiation factor activity; RNA binding; ribosome binding.
AGCCUCCUGCUCUAUUUCUUCAUCUCUCGCUACCGUCUUUCCUUGCCUCUGGCUCCUCCUGGGUGAUCUACACCAUGCGGUACUAUGAGCAGCGUUAUCCGGAGGUCGACGAGCUGGUGAUGGUCCAGGUCCGUCAGAUAGCAGAGAUGGGUGCCUAUGUCAAGCUGCUCGAAUAUGAUAAUAUUGAAGGAAUGAUCCUGCUCUCGGAGCUCUCGCGUCGUCGUAUCCGAUCCAUCCAAAAGCUGAUUCGAGUUGGCCGGAACGAAGUCGUGGUCGUGCUGAGGGUGGACAAGGAGAAGGGGUACAUUGAUCUGUCCAAACGCCGUGUCUCCCCAGAAGACAUCGUCAAGUGCGAGGAGCGCUACAUGAAAUCCAAGACCGUCGCCUCCAUCCUGCGGCACGUCGCCUCGAAGCUGCCCUCGCUCGACGCGAACGGCCUGCCCGUCGACGCCCCCCCGGAGGCGGAGAAGGAGAGCAAAAAGAACCGGCGCGCGAAGAAGGAGGCGCAGGAGGCGGGCGAGGGCACCGUGGAGGAGAACGCCGCGGCCUCUGCGAGCGAGGAGGAGCGCCUGGAGCAGCUGUACGAGCAGAUUGCGUGGCCGUUGGGGAAGGUGUACGGGCACCCGUAUGAUGCAUUCAAGCUUGCUCUCACGGAAAAGGACACGGUAUUCUCAUCAUUACCGAAUCCCGUGCCAGAAAAUGUCCUGCAAAUACUGAUGAAUACGAUUGCUCGGCGACUGACGCCUCAGCCCAUCAAACUACGAGCCGACAUCGAGUUGACGUGCUAUACCCCAGCUGGCAUUGACGCGAUCAAGAAGGCCCUGCGGGCGGGAGAGAAGGAGAGUAGUGAUGCAGUCCCAAUAAAGGCCAAGCUUGUGGCACCCCCUCUUUACGUCCUCAGCACAAAUGCGACGGACAAAUUUGCAGCUGUAGACAGACUGGAGCGUGCAAUUGACUCCAUACAACAUACCAUCGAAGAGCAGGGUGGCGCAUUGGUGGUAAAGAUGAAGCCCAAAGCCGUCUCCGAGACCGAAGAGCACGACCUUGCACAGCUCAUGGCCAAGGCCAGCCGCGAGAACGCGGAGGUGUCGGGUGAUGAAGACGACGAAGAAGCUAUUGCAUAAUCUCGUGUACGGCGUAGGCCCAUGUAGCUUAGAAUAUCUCGAGGAUCGUAUUUGUAUCGGUAUAAGCAAAUGUCAUAGCGUGAACACGAUCGACUCUAGCUAAACGUCCAUAAUUCCGC